AUGUCCGUCAAAAUAUUGGUCGGUCCAGUCGCUCUGCCUCAGUUCAGGGUCGACAACCUUAUCGAAGAAAUAAACCAGUACACUAACAGUACUGCGAUAAUCAAUGAAGUUCGUUCCUGCUACGUUCACUAUGUGGAUGUCAAAGGUGAUGGUGAAUUGUCCACUGAAGAUUACAAACGUUUGGAAGCACUAUUGACUUAUGAUAAUGCUUUGGACAUCGAAAAUGAUGAACUUUCUAAGGUUUUACACGAUGCAGUAGUAGAAAAUGUCUCUGGAACCUCGUUGGAAAAGGAUACUUACCUUAUUAGAAUUGCUCCAAGAAAAGGUACUAUUUCUCCAUGGUCCUCUAAAGCCACUAACAUCACUUCGGUCUGUAAUCUAGACGACAAAGUUAAUCGUGUGGAAAGAGGUCUAGCUUUGCUGAUCAAUACUAUUCCAGGUUUCCCACUCUUGGAGAAUCUAAACGAUGAAUCUUUGAAGCCAGUUUUUGAUAGAAUGACUCAACAUUUGUACCUUGAAUCUCCACCUACUGGCGAUGAUUUGUUCCUACAUGAUUCUCCAAGACCUCUAGUACAUGUUCCAUUGGUCUCAGGCCGUUCCAAAUCCUCUCCAAAGGAGAUUUUGGAGAAAGCUAACGUCGACUUGGGUUUGGCUCUCGAUCGCGGUGAAAUGGAAUAUUUAGUUCAAGCUUUCGUCGAAACUUUGAAAAGAGAUCCAACUGACGUUGAACUAUUCAUGUUUGCUCAGGUCAAUUCUGAGCAUUGUCGUCACAAGAUUUUCAAUGCUGACUGGACUAUUGAUGGGCUUAAGAAGAAAUUUACACUGUUCCAAAUGAUUAGGAAUACGCAUAAAUUAACCCCAGACUUUACUUUGAGUGCUUAUUCCGAUAACGCAGCGGUCCUGGAUACUGACAAUGAGGCUUAUCACUACGCCCCAGACUUUUCUACCAAGAAGUGGACCGCAAAGAAGGAAAAUGUUCCUAUGUUGAUCAAAGUGGAAACACACAACCACCCAACUGCAGUUUCACCAUUCCCAGGUGCUUCCACUGGUUCUGGUGGUGAAAUCAGAGAUGAAGGUGCCACUGGUAGAGGUUCUAAAUCAAAGUGUGGUUUGAGUGGUUUCUCCGUUAGUGAUCUUUUAAUCCCAUUUCACCACCAACCUUGGGAACUGGAUAUCGGUAAACCAUCUCAUAUUGCCUCUGCUUUGGAUAUCAUGAUCGAAGCCCCUCUAGGUUCUGCCGCUUUCAACAACGAAUUCGGCAGACCAUGUAUCAAUGGUUACUUCAGAACAUUAACCACUAAGGUCAAAAACAGUCAAGGUAAAGAAGAAAUCAGAGGCUUCCAUAAACCAAUUAUGAUUGCCGGUGGUUUUGGUGCCGUCAGACCCCAAUUUGUCUUGAAAGACAAGCCUAUCACUCCUGGCUCUCAAUUGAUCGUGCUAGGUGGCCAGUCAAUGUUGAUUGGUCUUGGUGGUGGUGCUGCUUCUUCCCUGGCUGCGGGUGAAGGUUCAGCUGAUUUAGAUUUUGCUUCUGUUCAAAGAGGUAACCCAGAAAUGGAGCGUCGUUGUCAACAAGUCAUUGACGCCUGUGUGGCCUUGGGAGAAAAGAGUCCAAUUCAAUCUAUUCAUGAUGUUGGUGCAGGUGGCCUUUCAAACGCACUACCUGAAUUGGUUCACGAUAACGAUUUAGGUGCCGUUUUUGAUAUCAGAAAGGUUUUAUCACUAGAGCCAGGUAUGUCUCCAAUGGAAAUCUGGUGUAAUGAGUCUCAAGAACGUUAUGUUUUGGGUGUUGCACCAAAUGAUUUGGCAGUCUUCGAAGAGAUCUGUAGAAGAGAAAGAGCUCCUUAUUCCGUCGUUGGUACCGCUACUGCUGAACAAAGGCUAAUUGUUGAAGAUCCUUUGCUAGGGGAGACUCCUAUCGAUCUUGAGAUGCCAAUCUUGUUUGGCAAACCACCAAAGAUGUCUAGAGAAGCUACCACUGCCGAACUUCAACUACCAGAGGCCGAUUUAAGCGCUGUUUUGGCCAUCGGGGAUGCAGUUGAGAGGGUCUUGCGUCUACCAGCUGUCGGUUCCAAGUCUUUCUUGGUUACUAUUGGUGACAGAACUGUUACCGGUUUGAUUGACAGAGACCAAUUUGUCGGUCCAUGGCAAGUUCCAGUCGCAGAUGUUGGUGUUACUGCAACUUCUCUCGGCCCUUCCAUUGUUAAGACUGGUGAAGCCUUGGCAAUGGGUGAGAAGCCAGUAAACGCUUUGAUCUCAGCUGCUGCUUCUGCCAAGUUGUCUGUUGCAGAGUCUUUGCUAAACUUGUUCGCUGCUGACGUCAAGUCACUAAAACAUGUCAAACUGUCUGCCAACUGGAUGUCGCCUGCAUCUCAUGAGGGAGAAGGUGCUAAGCUGUAUGAAGCUGUCCAGGCUUUAGGUAUUGAUUUAUGUCCAGCUCUUGGAAUUUCCGUACCUGUUGGUAAGGACUCCAUGUCGAUGAAGAUGAAAUGGGAUGACAAGGAAGUCACCGCUCCUCUAUCCUUGGAUAUUACUGCUUUCUCUCCAGUGUUCAACACCUCCAACACAUGGACUCCUUUGUUGAACAAAGACGUCGAAGAUACCGUUUUAGUACUUGUCGAUCUCGCUGCUUUGCAAGAAAAGAAAUCGAUGGGUGGUUCUGCUUUGUUACAAGUCUACAGUCAAGUUGGUAACGACUCUCCUACUGUUCAUGACAACAGUGUUUUGAAGGGUUUCCUCACAGGUUUGUUAGAGCUUCACAAAACCAACAUUGUGCUGUCUUACCACGAUAGAUCUGAUGGUGGUCUGUUAGUAACAUUAUUGGAAAUGGCAUUUGCCUCAAGAUGUGGUUUGGCUACUAUGGUUAAAGCAUCUUCUCUCGAAGAAGUCUUGGUUGAAUUGUUCAAUGAAGAGCUAGGUGCUGUCUUCCAAGUCACACAAUCGAACUUGGAUGAGUUCAGGAAGAUCUGGGAGCGCAACGGUGUUUCUGCUGAUUACGUCUCCGUUGUUGGUAGACCUGACUUCAGCUCUCAAGCUAUCAGAAUCAUUGGCAGCGAAGGUAAGCAUCUAUACGAAAGCACUAGAGGUGACUUGCAACAAAUUUGGAGUUCUACCUCAUUUGAAAUGCAAAAGCUAAGAGAUAAUCCAAAGAGCGCUGAAGAGGAAUUUUAUGCAAUCAAGGAUGACAAAGAUCCAGGUCUUCACUACGCCUUGACUUACGAUCCAAGUGAUGAUCUCAAGAUUGGUGCACAACUUUCAAGUGUGAGACCAAACGUUGCCAUCUUGAGAGAACAAGGUGUGAACGGUCAAAUGGAGAUGGCAUGGUGUUUCGAGCAAGCAGGUUUCACAUCUAUCGAUGUUACCAUGACCGAUUUAUUGGAGGGCAGAGUUCACCUAGAUGACUUCGUCGGUAUCGCCGCUUGUGGUGGUUUCUCUUAUGGUGAUGUUCUUGGGGCCGGUGCCGGUUGGGCUAAGUCGGUUUUGUACCACGAAGGUCUACGUGCUCAAUUCGUCAAGUUCUUCCAAGAAAGAGAAGACACUUUCGCCUUCGGUGCCUGUAACGGUUGUCAGUUCUUGAGUAGAUUGAAAGAGAUCAUUCCAGGCUGUGAAAACUGGCCAAGCUUUGAUAGAAAUGCCAGUACACAAUACGAAGCUCGUGUUGCUAUGCUUCAAGUUUUCCAGGAUAACGACCAAACUGAAAGUAUCUUCUUGAAUGGUAUGCUAGGUUCCAAACUACCUAUCGCUGUAGCACACGGUGAAGGUAAGGCCACAUUCGCAUCUAAGGAUCAGCAAGAUGCCUUCGAAAGCCAAGGACUUUGCGGCUUGAGAUACAUUGACAAUCACGGUAAUGUGACUCAAAGAUUCCCUUACAAUCCAAAUGGUUCGGCAAACGGUAUUGCCGGUGUGAAGUCUCCAAACGGAAGAGUCUUGGCCAUGAUGCCUCAUCCAGAGAGAGUUUGCAGAUUAGAAGCUAACUCUUGGUAUCCAGCUGAGAAGUACGAGGAAUGGGGCGGUUACGGUCCAUGGAUUCGUCUAUUCAGAUCAGCAAGAAAAUGGGUUGGUUAA
This is a messenger RNA of Torulaspora delbrueckii, 4062 nucleotides long. RefSeq names its product phosphoribosylformylglycinamidine synthase (gene ADE6). The record is from RefSeq and is a predicted model, not a curated record. Gene Ontology annotation, molecular function: phosphoribosylformylglycinamidine synthase activity. Gene Ontology annotation, biological process: 'de novo' IMP biosynthetic process. The transcript has a single exon. The coding region runs from base 1 to 4062 and encodes 1353 amino acids. NCBI's taxonomy places the organism in Eukaryota, Fungi, Ascomycota, Saccharomycetes, Saccharomycetales, Saccharomycetaceae.